AUGAACAUGUCCUACGAGUUACGCUUGGACUUGGAUUACUCCAACUACACUGCACUCGGCGGCGACCAAAAUGGCACGAAUACGUCAGACCCGGGAAAGGACGCGUGGGACCGCUGGAACACUCUUAUCGAAGACCACGCAGUCGUCGUAUCUCUCCUCCUAUUAUUCUCGAUGACCACGGUCUUUGGCAACAUGCUUGUCAUUUUGGCCGUCAUUAGAGAAAGAUAUUUGCACACGGCCACAAAUUACUUCAUAACAUCCCUAGCGGUAGCCGAUUGCUUGGUCGGGCUGGUGGUAAUGCCGUUCAGCGCCCUCUACGAAGUGUUGGAUCACACUUGGUUUUUUGGCACCGAUUGGUGCGAUAUAUGGAGAUCGCUGGAUGUGUUAUUUAGCACUGCUAGCAUACUAAAUUUAUGCGUUAUAUCCUUGGACCGAUAUUGGGCCAUCACCGAUCCAAUCACGUAUCCUAUGAGGAUGACGCGAAUAAAAUCAGCCUUGCUUAUAGCUGCCGUAUGGGUGUGUUCAAGUGCCAUUUCCUUCCCCGCUAUAGUCUGGUGGCGGGCUGUUAGAACCGAACCCAUACCCGCGUACAAAUGCCCUUUCACAGAACACUUAGGCUACAUUAUAUUCUCCUCGACUAUAUCCUUCUACUUGCCUCUUUUCGUAAUGGUGUUUACUUACUACAGAAUAUAUAGAGCCGCUGUGGCGCAAACUAGAUCUCUACGGUUAGGCACCAAACAAGUUCUACUUGGUUCAGGGGAACUCGAAUUAACCUUAAGGAUCCAUAGAGGGGGCACUUGCAAAAUACCCACCCCAGAGACGCGCCAUCUAUACUCAACCCAGGAAGACGAACCUUUAACAGCCCUCCAAAAUAACGGUUUGGCUCGUAUGCCCUCCGCUCGCCUAGGUCCUCACAGCAAAAACUUUUCGCUGAGCAGAAAGUUGGCCAAGUUCGCCAAAGAAAAGAAAGCGGCCAAAACUCUCGGUAUAGUUAUGGGAGUGUUUAUUGUGUGUUGGUUGCCAUUUUUUGUUGUUAACUUGUUGUCCGGGUUUUGUCUGCAGUGCAUAUGGCACGAGGAGAUCAUCUUGGCAGUGGUCACGUGGUUGGGAUGGGUCAAUUCCAGCAUGAAUCCGGUCAUCUAUGCCUGUUGGAGCAGAGACUUUAGAAGGUAA
Molecule: messenger RNA, 1173 nt
Organism: Brassicogethes aeneus
Lineage: Eukaryota; Metazoa; Arthropoda; Insecta; Coleoptera; Nitidulidae
Source: the annotation of a GenBank genome assembly